GCUCCCAAAGAAGUCAAUAAAUCCACCAGUCAGCGCUGGGUCCAGAAAAUAAAUCUAACUCAGAGACCAUGGCGGUGCAGGGAGCACUAGUGUGGAUCUGCUCUCUAGCAGUCUUGUCCUUCUCUGCAGCUCAAGAUGAGACUUUGCUUCAGAACUGCAGCUCACAAAUUCAGCUUCUGGAGCAUCUGACGUCUAAUCUGAAGGAGGUCGCAGAGUGUGCCUGGAGUUCAGAGCAGACGGCUGGCCUGCUGCUGACCCUGAGGAACCUGACGGACACUCUGCACAGACACCAGCUGAGAGAAUGCCAGGGAGCAGAGCCGCAGAAAUGCCCUGAAGCUGAAGUACCCGAAAAUGGAGGGUUGCUGUGCGUCACAGUGAGCAGCACGCGCUACUGCAAGCCUAUGUGCAACCAUGGUCACGAUUUUACUUUCCUCAGGAGGAGUCGGCUGUACGAUGAGUGCAGUGAGCAGACGGGGUUCAAAUGGCCGGCCAGUCAGUUCAUCGGAGGAAACAGAUGGGCCGUGUGCGACAAAGCACAAAUCCAAAUUUCAGCAGCAGCGUCGGCAUAUUUUUCUAAAGAUCAGGACUGCCUGACAACCAAGAGCAGCAGCCUCCUAGACAGCGUCAUCAAGGGGGAUUUUAUAUCUGAGCUGAGGAAAGCAGGGGUGCAGGGAGAGGCCAAGUCCGACUGUCUUGUAUGUGGGUGACCACGAGUCAGUGCAUAAGUGUGGACAAACACAUCUACACCCCUGCCGGUUGCACUAAAGAAAUAACAUUUUGAAACUGACUUAAAUAAACCUGUUCCUGAACCUGAA
Messenger RNA from Eleginops maclovinus (Patagonian blennie), 815 nucleotides. RefSeq lists its product as uncharacterized. Lineage: Eukaryota; Metazoa; Chordata; Actinopteri; Perciformes; Eleginopidae. The coding region runs from base 69 to 707 and encodes 212 amino acids. The record is from RefSeq and is a predicted model, not a curated record. The transcript is spliced from 6 exons.